AGUGUUUAGACUAUAUAGAUAUUUUUGUAUGGGGACAUAUCACAUUUACAAUAUUUGAUUAAAAACCACAGCUUUAUUUUGUAAGUAGUUUUUUUUUUUUACAGAAAAAAUAGAGAUAAAUGGAUUUUUGUUUAAAGCAUUUUCAUACCAGGGGAGAGAUUUGUUUGAGUACUUUGCUGAGUACAUCAAAUAUGACUCCAAUGAGGAGAGAAUUGUUGGGAAAAGGUUUGUGUGAAGGAACUUCUCCCCACCUGCAAGGUGACAGAGGUGACAUCUGAUGUCAAAGCUUUCCAUGUUCUGGACAGUUUGUUUGUAACUCUGCCAGCAUAUGGAUUUGGAGCUUUGCUGUUCUGCACAGAUUGCUGUGGCACCUUUCCAGAGCUGCAGUCCUUAUUCUUGCUUAGCCCCAACGUGUGGGAAUCAAGUUAAUCUCUCCAGUGCUUUGUCUCUUGGCGUCACAACAGUGCGUAAUUCACGCGUGACAUUGCCUAAAUUCAGUACCUGGGUCUUAGGUGCAAUGUUAGUAGUGUCCUGGCUGAACCUUUGUGCUGGUUUCUGUCAGUAAGAGACAAAAACUGGUAGUUCCUGAUAGAACAUGAGGGCACAAGUUUGCAAUUGUUGCUCACCUGUAGCACCCCAAAAUACAGAUUGCCAUGAAGUCCUCUGCAGGUGGUGUUCUGAUUUGCUCUUCCCUACAUUCUCCCUUCCUAAUGUCACUUCCAGCAUCUCAUUACUCCAGACCCAAGGCUGAGCCAGAUCCUGGGGAGUCUUCCCUGAUGAAGACACACAAGGUCAAAUUUAAAAAUAAAAACAACUGCAUAAAACCAAUACAAACCAAACACUUUCAGUUCAGGCAGCUUAGUGACCAGAGGAUGCUCUGCUUAAACAAUUAGGCUCCUUAUCCCAUCAGCAUGUCUGAUGGAACAGGCCAACCGCUUAAGCUACGAUUAUCUUAAAGCUGUCCAAGUCAGCUGCUUGUCUGACACUGCAAGAAUUUAAAGAGCUGAGCAGUAGAUAAGGAGACUGCAAAGCAGCAGCCCUGUUCUCCCUGCCCUGCGAGGAGAGAGCUCCAUGAGUUCAUCUGACGGUAAGGACAGCUUCACAUUGCUAAUAAACAUAGGGCUUGAAAAUGCCAGGGGAGAAUCUACCUUUAGGUAUGUUCUGUGUAUUUGUUCUUGUCUAACAACAUCUGCAUUAAAAUGUUUAAUAGCUUUAGUGAGGAAGUUGUUGAAGCCACAGAUGGGGAGGAAUGUUUAAAAUCUCAACUCAUAAAAUACAUGGACACAGGGUAUUAACUGAAAAAGCUUGUCUUCAGACUCGAUUCCCAUUUUCCUGAGUAUAAUAUUUCCCACUGUUUUUAAGUUGUAAAAACAGUGUAGCCCAGAAGAAGAGAGGUUGGCUGUGAGCUUCCAAGAUUAGUUUGUAUCCUAUUCCUCCCCUGGUCCUGGUGCAGUUGUUUCUCCUGCUGUUUAGGCACAUCCUCUUCUUGAUGUGAACUGGUUCAUGCACUGGCUGGUGUCUGCAAUAUAAAAGUGGGCAGAGGUGGUGUGGAGAACAUGAGGUCAGAGCCCUUGUAGUAAUUCCCUUCUGGUGGGAGUGGGUAUUUAUGACUGACCCUCUUUUAUCCUUUUCUAGUAGCAUUUUUAUUGUGAUUGCUCCUGCCCCAAAGUACUUCUUGUUUUCUAAACUGUAGUUUUGGGAAUUAACACUUGUGUGAGCCUCUCUUAAAGCACAGUAUUUAUGCAGUGAAAUACAACGAGGUACAGUACCAUCAUCUCAUAUUUUCUUCAUUGUGGCUUCAGACACACUCACUACCCAUCAGCAUCCCUUAAAGUAUAAUUUGAACCUGAGUGGAGCCAUUCUGGGUGACAGAUGCUGAGACACUGCUUUCCUCAGCACCCUGGGAGUUUGGGAAGAGCCAAUUUACAGCCCAAGCUGCAGGGGAGGUCAGUCCCCCUUGCAUGCAGGAGCUGCUCAAGGAGUAACAGAAAGUUGAGGGAAGGUGGCUUUGCUUACAGAUGUUUUCAGGCGUCACCUUUGUCAUUGCUGACGUGGAUUGUCCUUUAGGCUGAGCGCUCUUAAGCUGAGCAGAUGGGCUGGCUCCAUGUGGGAUCCCAACACGUUGCCUGUGCUGCAUGUUAGUGGCAGGACAUGUGCAGGAGCACAAAGCUCGUUAGAGGCUCUGCUUGUGCAGAGUUAUUAAAGGCUCCUGACAUAAACAGGCAAAGUGACAGCCCUGUUGUCAUUCUGGUACAACAAAGUGGAGUUGCAGUGAGUGAUUGUGCUCAUUGAUUGUGGCAAUCUCUGUGGCCUGGCAGCUCUUUGUGAGUCCUUUGUCAACACACAAAACUAUCCUGAACCAAAUCUCCCAUUACAGACUCUUAUUUUUGCUUUAAACAGACAGUUCUGUCACCCUUGUGUAUAUUCUUCAGCAUAUUUCCUCUUAGUGGAGUGUUUAUUCUUGUUGUCAUAGAAGCUGUUUGUUUUUAAAGGAAAAAAAAUAACUGGGAAAAGCACUUGGGGAUGUCACAUACAUAUUUACUGUGUGAUCUGAAGAUGAGUGCUGAGGACUUUGGGAUGAGCAGGCACAUGCUGCCAGCACCAGAACUUGGUGGAAGACUGGCUACCAGCUCCUAACAGUUUAUAAUCUAUUAAAGAAGUGAUUUUACACACUGUCAUCACUGUGAAGCUGAAAACUCAAGGCUUCAUGCAGCAAGUAAUGGCUUUUUAGUAAAUCGAGACAUUCAUAGAGAUCUGAUGGCUACACUUGCAGUAAUAUUUUCCCUGACAGCAUUCCCAAUUCACCAGCAAUUUUUCUCUCCCCUGCAAUUCCUGAUCUAAAACCAUCACCACAGUUAAAAUGAAUGCAUGGUUCCUAAAAGCUAAUCUUAAACGUGGCUUGUUUGACAUCCUCCAAAUUCCCAAGCUUGCCUAAUGCCUCCUUGUCUGGCUCCCAGCAAGCUGCUGCAGUGCCCAAAGGGAUGCCCUCACCUCAGCUCCCUUGGGAUGCUCCAUGUGAUGGCUUAGCAGCAUGAGGCCAUGUGCAUGAGCUCUGUCACCACAGGUUUUACAGACAGGGGAGACCUGCAAGGUGUCCUCCUUGGCUGUGCUUUCUCCCUCUGUAACUGGAAAAAGUGCUCAGUCCCAGCUUGGGGAAGGCAUCAUGCAAUGGUACUAGAGGGAGAAGGAGAGACAGGAGGGAUGGGAAGCAGCAAGGCAAGCAUGGAGGAGAAAAAUGCUCAGGGUCUCUGCCAAAGAAAGCCAUAAGCAUGGUCAAGUCUGGCUGGGUCAAGCUGAGAAUAGCAAAGGUUAGUUCAGACAAAGCUUCCUGGUGUUGGUAACUAAGAUUUUACCAAUCUGUUUUUACCCAGCUGGUACUUGAAAUAGCCAACCUAAGAGGUGCUAGCCCUCCCUCUUACAGUUUCUGUUUUCCUUCCUCCAGCAGCAAGAAAUCAGGCAGCAGCAAUGAACUACCUGGAUGAAAUUCCCUUCCGGAUGGCCAUGAGCCUCAGUGGGGGUUCAGAGGAAGAAAUCACUUUAGUCACUGCCCCAGACAUUGAGCUCCCUGACUGCACCGACAUCCUCAUGAGCACCAUGCACGACUUCUCGCUGGAAAGGAAAGUGCUGUACUGGGUGGAGGUGGCUUCUCAGCAGCAAACCUCCCGCCAUCGAGUCACCUCCGAAGUUGUCCCCACGGCUCCCCCGUGCUGGCUGCUGCUGGUGGACCCUGCCGACAGCUACGGAGGGCGGGGUCGGGACGGGGCGGUGCGGCGCUCCAUCAGCCUGAGCGCUGCUGACAGCUCCUACGGGCACGCCAAGGGCAGGGCGGUCCUGUCCGACACCGAGAGCGACACCUGGCACUCAGAGGAGGGUGAGUACUCGGAUGAUGAAUACUCCUCAACAUCUUGGGAAGAGAAUGACAAGGAUGAAACGGUCCUCUCCAGGAGGAGAAGCUCUGCGAGAAGUGUGUCUUCACGCCACGGCUUUUACCAGACCCGACCAAAGACAUCACCUGGCUUGCUGGAGCCCUCGCCAGAGAACAAUGUCCGUAGCCCAGCCAGCCCAGACCCCAGCAAGCAGAGAAGAUCCAUGGUGAUAUUUAACAACAUGAAGAAUGAGCUGGAAGCCGCCAGGAGGAAGCUGGCUGCUUUGGUGCAUCCUUUGAACAGAGCUGCCACAGGGAGCAGAGUGAUCCCAGUGCCACGACUGCUCCCCCAGUGCCCCGGCACCAACCGCAGCAUCAAAUACGGGCCAGAUCUGGACGUGUCCCAGCAGGGGACAGUUGGGCCAACUCCUCCGGCCACAGUCACACCAAUCCCUCCCAUCAAGCAGCACAAGCCCACGGUACCGUCCCUCAGCCCCUACACUUGCCUCCCCCCUGCCUCCACACCUGGACGACCUCUCAGCUGCCACAGAUCCCAGCCAGAUUCCUCGGCUGACCUGCUCUCUGCACUAAGCCAAGAAGAGCGAGACCUCAUCGAGCCUGUCAUAGCCCUGGGCUACCCCACCCAGAAAGCCAUCCUCACCCUCCAGAAGACAGGAAGGCAAAGCUUAAGUCAGUUCCUGAGCUAUCUGGGUGCUUGUGAUCGGCUGCUGAAGCAGGGCUAUGAGGAAGGGCAGGUGGAGGAAGCCAUGGAAAUGUUCCAGUACUCAGAGAAAAAGGCAGCUGAAUUCUUGCAUCUGUUGGCUCAGUUUAAUGAUAUGGGCUUCCAGCAAAAUGAAGUCAAAGAAGUUCUUUUGCUUUGUGGGAAUCAGAGAGAGAGGGCACUGGAAGAGCUUGUGAUGAAAACCCACUGAGCAGCAUCCUGGAGCAGUCACAGCUUCCUCUCUCCACACCAAACCAGAAGGACUCAGGUUAUUCUGCUGCUCCAUCCCCACCCCUGGAAGCACCAGACACACAACUUCACAUCUCUGCCUUGGUGUCUCAUUUUAUGGACAUGCAUCAUAAGAGUGUUUGUCAUUCAGGCAUUGACUGCAUAGCAGGAAUGUUUAUCUCCUCACCCACACAUCCCCACCCUUGAUCAUCUCAGCUGUUCAGAUUAGAUGAAAGAAGAUCCAAACCGCCUUCGGCUUAGAUUUUUGCAAAACCCAAACCAAACCGAUGUUCUCCCUACACCUGGGGUGAUGGGUGUCAUAUUUUCAGCUACAAUCAAAUGGGGAUUCUUUAAAGAUUAUAUAAAUCAACAGAAGAAAUUGUUUUCCUAAAAUCUGAAGGCUCCUGUAGGAACAUGUGUUGGUCCUGGCUUGGGAAGAGUCUCAGCUGACUUAGUCAUGGUUGAAUAUUGUAAUGGAAAUCCACUUUGAUCACAUUAGCUUCUCCUUUUAAACCAGAAAUGUGAGAAAAAUACACAGUUCCAUGUGGGUAAAGAAAGUAAACAAGCUGCCCUUGUUCUGAAAUACAUGAGGUUUAUCCAGUGCAAUGAAAAAUGGUGAAGGCAAAGCUUUGUCCUCAGGCAACUUCAUGAAAUCAAAACAGAGAGAUGGGGAACUGCUCACUGCCCUCAUGCUCUGCCCAAAUCAGGAAAAUUCAGGGGAUGCUUCCCUAAACUGUGAAGACAGUGUCUCCAAAUGAAGUGAAGCAUGAGUGUCAGCAUCAAGAACAUCUGGAUGCCCAAGGGAAUUUCUGUAUGUAACUGAAGGACAGAGAAUAGGAGAUUCAGAUCACUGUACAGGAUGUGUGUCUUGGCUUGGCAGCGGAACAGUGGACAGUGUUUUCACAUAAAGUAUGUCAUUUUCCUGUGAAUUAGAUACAGAUGUAAUUUCUUUGAGUAAAGAUGCUUGGGGGCAUUA
Molecule: messenger RNA, 5790 nt
Organism: Parus major (Great Tit)
Lineage: Eukaryota; Metazoa; Chordata; Aves; Passeriformes; Paridae
Gene: UBAP1L
Product: ubiquitin associated protein 1 like
Exons: 5
Coding region: 3466-4797 (443 amino acids)
Biological process (GO): ubiquitin-dependent protein catabolic process via the multivesicular body sorting pathway
Cellular component (GO): ESCRT I complex
Molecular function (GO): ubiquitin binding
Source: RefSeq, a predicted model, not a curated record